GACGGCCCCCAGAAGGUCUCCCUCACCCAGAGCAGAGGCGCAGGAGGCGAGCAGUCGGAGGGACGCACCGGGCCGCCAUGCAUUCCGUCGGCAAGUCGUGGCUGCUGCUCACCGGCUUCGUGCUCUUCUACGUCAUCUACCUGCUGUUCGGAGCCUUGGUGUUCUCCAGCAUCGAGCGGCCCGUGGAGGAGCAGCUGCGCCGCGACAUGGAGCGGCUGAAGGAGGAGUUCCUGAACCAGAGCUGCGUCAACGCCGCGUCCCUCGAACUGUUCCUCAACAAGGUUCUGGCGGCCAACAAGUACGGCGUGUCCGUCCUCAGGAACUCCUCGGGGACGUCCAACUGGGACCUGGCGUCCUCCAUGUUCUUCGCAAACACUCUGGUCACCACUGUGGGUUAUGGUCACCCCACUCCUCUGUCUGACACUGGAAAAGCCUUCUCCAUCGUCUACGCCCUGAUGGGAGUCCCCUUCACCAUGCUGGUGCUCACCGCCUGCGUGCAGAGAGUCAUGCACCCUCUGGUCCUCGCUCCGGUCAGCCUGCUGCAGCGCUCGGGCCUGAAGCCUCGGCCAGCCACCAUCGUGCACUUCCUGCUGCUUGUGAUUGUGGUGGUUCUGUGCUUCUUCGUGGCGCCGGCGGCCGUCUUCAGCGGUGUGGAGGUGUCCUGGACGUUCUUAGACGGCAUCUACUUCUGUUUCAUCUCCCUGUGCACCAUCGGACUGGGCGAUUUCGUUCCAGCCGCGCGGCCCGGGCAGCCGUACAGAGUGCUGUAUCAGAUUGCUGUCAUGGUCUACCUGUUCCUGGGGCUGAUGAUGAUGUACCUGCUGCUGCGCACCUUCCACAAGAUGGCCGACAUGCACGGCCUGACCACCCUCCUGCAGCUGCCGCGCUGCGAGGACUCUGUGCUGGACGACGACACGGAGCCCAUGGUGGACAACGACCCGACUCCCCCUCGCCUAAAAGACAAGGCCGCCAGCAAACCCCUGGAUCCGGGAUCCCAGCCGUCCUACAACUCCAUCAACAAAGGCUGAACCUGCAGACGGCGCGGGGGGGGCCUCUGCCGGUCCCCCUGGAUCGCUGGGCUGAAUCUGAACUCUUGUCUUAGUUUCAUUUGUUGUAGAACGCCUGAAGGAGAAAGGCGAGGAACUGGUGAAGCGGCAUGAGCUUUAAGGUUCAGCCGCUGCUGGAGGAUUUGACGUGUCCAGAACAAACUCUGAACAGAAUAACUCUGCAGAACCCUGCACAGGCUGAGAUGCCCAGCAUGCUGUUUUUACCUCUUCAACACGGCCAUCAGUCGGUUUAGGCUCUGUAAAACGACACAUGAGGGGGUUUGGUCAGCAGCUUCUUUUAAAUCACUCUGGUCUGUUGUAUAUUAGCUGUUUUUUUGGUUCUUUUUGUGCCACAUGUUUGGGUUUCUAAUAUAAAAUAACAAGUAAUAUUUUUUUUUUGUUUUUUGUUUUUUUAACAGGACCUACUUUAAUUUGUCCCGCCUCAUCCCUGAGUAUCCAGAUCUGCUCAUUGGCAGUAAUGACCGUUUAAAUAAAUGUCACAGUUCUUAAUGUUUCCUAAAUAUUACUGGGUCAGAUUUGCUGAGAAAUUGGUUGCUUGGAGGAGCGCAGAAAACCAAAGAGGCGUUGCUGGUUUUUCCUGCUGCUGGUGGCCCUUUGGCGUGUAAUGCAACAUGUUUGAGGAAGAGCUCCUUCAGAACUGGAACAAAGGGUUUGAUUACAGGAAAAAGCGGACGAGGAGCUGAGAUUGCAGUUGAUGAGACUAGAAACCAGAAUUUAAACACACCCUGGGCCGGGUCUGUGUAAUUCCAUUCGGAGAAAUACUUGAAAUGUGCUUUAAAUAGUAAAGUGUGUAUGUAUGUGUGCGUGUUGAAGUGUGU
Messenger RNA from Fundulus heteroclitus (mummichog), 1885 nucleotides. RefSeq names its product potassium channel, subfamily K, member 6 (gene kcnk6). Bases 78 to 1028 code for a protein of 316 amino acids. Gene Ontology annotation, molecular function: potassium ion leak channel activity. The record is from RefSeq and is a predicted model, not a curated record. Gene Ontology annotation, biological process: stabilization of membrane potential; potassium ion transmembrane transport. The transcript has 3 exons. Gene Ontology annotation, cellular component: membrane. Lineage: Eukaryota; Metazoa; Chordata; Actinopteri; Cyprinodontiformes; Fundulidae.